Wickerhamiella sorbophila is the source of this 3032-nucleotide messenger RNA. Its product is annotated as Ubiquitin carboxyl-terminal hydrolase 1. NCBI's taxonomy places the organism in Eukaryota, Fungi, Ascomycota, Dipodascomycetes, Dipodascales, Trichomonascaceae. Gene Ontology annotation, molecular function: cysteine-type deubiquitinase activity; cysteine-type endopeptidase activity. The record is from RefSeq and is a predicted model, not a curated record. Gene Ontology annotation, biological process: protein deubiquitination. The transcript has 2 exons. Gene Ontology annotation, cellular component: nucleus; cytosol. The coding region runs from base 1 to 1650 and encodes 549 amino acids.
AUGGCAAUUAACCGAUCUGCAGCAUCAGCCAGCUGUAUAUCAGUUUGGCAACCAGACUUUGUAUUUAAGCUUUUCGACGCCACGAGAUUGAGUGGUAUGCGGCCAUUUCUGGCAGUUAUUGGUACAUUAGCACUUGCAGGAAAUUUAGUUUUAGCAUCGAAAAGCGUCUGGCUGAGCACUGCUUUUUCUGCCCUGGUAGUGUCCUUGAUGUUUGGUGACACUUUCCGUGGCGGCGUGGAUAUGGCUUCAGCCUCAAUGAGAUUUCUUUACAACAAGGCCAGUCGUUUCGGGCUGUCCUCCUUCUCGGAGGAAGAGCUCAGUGACGAAGAAAAGCGACGCAAUAUCAUGAGAUUCAAGGGAACCCAUGUGGGGGGUCUUUACAAUGAGGGAAAUACCUGCUUCAUCAACAGUGUUGUCCAGUCUUUAGCAUCCUGUGAGACUAUCAACAGCUUUGUUAACGAGGGCAGUGCGACUUCGGGGAACUUCUCCACAGAGCUUGCCAAGUUGGUGCAUGACCUCAAUCGAAUUCGUACAACAAGCCACAGCUACAGCACCGGUAGACUUAUGCAGAAUAUCGGUGGCUCUAAUCGGUGGGCGCGUCUCGACCAAGAGGAUGCCCAAGAGUUUUUCCAACAGCUGCUCGUGGCGCUUGAAAAAGAUUGGAAGUCCCGCCAGCCAGCACCCGCAGAGGCACCUGAUAGCGAAAAGAAAGAGAAGGGCCCCGAACAACAGAUUACUCCCUUCGAUGGCCACUUUGCUGUUCGAGUAGGCUGUCUGACUUGCGGAGAUAUGGAGGGUAUUCGCACAGGUAUUCUAUCUUCCGUUGAUAUCAGUUUGGACUUGGAUGAAUCAGAGUCAACACUCGAGAGUCUGCUUGAAAACUACUGCCACAUGGAAACUAUUCCAGAUGUCGAAUGCUAUCGGUGUAGUUUGAUCAAUUUCAAGGCGAAACUUGAGGAGAAAAUCGCCGAAACUCCUAAUAGCCCUAUCUCGUCUAUUCUGAAGACGCGUGUAAACGAAGUUGUCGAAACUUUGAAAGAAAAAGUCAUUGAUGAGAAGCGAUACGCAACUCUCAAGCCGAAUACGCAUAAGGUGCUAAGUGACAAGACCAAACAGACCAUGUUCGCGGCCCCCAUGGCAGAUAUUCUUAUGGUGCAUAUAAACCGGUCUGUCUUCGAUAUGCGAACAGGGUUCAGUCGCAAAAACUAUGCGCCAGUUAAGUUCCCUGCUCAAUUAGACAUGUCCCAAUUUGUUGCUGAUCCAAAGGACUUGGACAACCAAAACCCGGCAAACCCCAUGCACGGAACCCCCGAGAACCCCGAAUGGUACGACCUCAAGGCCACGGUUAUUCACUACGGCUCAGCCAAUUUUGGUCACUAUGUGUGUUUCCGUAAAUUCAAUGGGUUCUGGUGGCGGAUCAGUGACGAUACCGUCGAUCUUACCACCGAGACCCAGGUGCUCAAUGCACAGGGUGUAUUUAUGUUGUUUUACGAAAAGCGUGCUGCCACUCCCUGCCGACAAGCUUCGGUUGCUAUCGAAGAUGAAGGACUGCAACUAGUGGACACAUCAGCUGAGACCACCGUCAAGCUGCAAGAACCCGAGCCGGAGAACGAGCAAGCAAUGGCUUCUAUUGACGAGCCCCGCUUGUGAAAAAAUUAAGUUUUGUUGCACUCUACGUAUCACUAAUAUAGCAGUCAACUGUCCAAGUUUUGGGACUGUAAUUUCAAAGGAGUCCAUAAUAAGGCUUGAGGGUUUACCUUGAGGAGGUCUUUAGAGCGCCACGUUUUUAGCCGGUGGUGGAGUUCCGUGAUGUUUACAGAUAUCUGGCCGUUUUUAAACCAACCCAAAGUCUCAAGCGAAUAAAUAACGUCGUCAGUGGUCAUGCCCGUACGCAUGCUCAACUCUUGGAUAGAUAUCUUGCGGGUUUUCUCCGCAUGAAUCAGCUCAAGCUCUUCACAAAUAUGUAAAGUCCAAAAUUUUGUAUAUGCCUUUGCCCCAAGUUCACUCAAUGGCUUCUCGGGUGUUCCUGUCGUGUGCUGGGCUCUGGUCAAAAAGUACGACAAUGAAAUCAGGAACUGGCCAAACCCUUUCUGCUGUAACCCAGGAAGCGUAACGAUGCAAGAAACAUUGUUGGCUUUGUCCUUUGCAGGAAAGUCCGAGCUGAUUUUCAGUUUCGAGAAAUAGCCAAUAAAAUGACAGCCAGUCUCGUCGACGGACGUGAGCACAUAAAACAAAAACGGCUCCACAUCGUAGUACAAUGCCUUGGAGUCCAAAAACAGUUUGGCCAUCAGGCACAAUCUCUGACAGUAAAGAGGAGCAUGGGCACCGUCAAUUUCAAAGACAGAGUAGCCCGAAUCACGAUAGAUCUCAGUUCCAGGAGGUGCCCUUCCGGGACACUUUAGCGAAUGGCGAUGGGCCACGAAAUCGGAUUUCAUGUACUUGAGACACAUAUCGCACACACUGAUGUACGACCGCUUAGUAUACUCCUCGGGGUAGGGUGCAGUAUACCAGGUGGGUAUUGAUCUUCCGCUGAUGUGCAGCCUUGUGAUCCGCGAAACGCUCUGCGUACGUUCUGGGUCGUAUUCUGUAGCAAUUGGUUCCGCAACCUUGCUGAACCGGUUGAACAGGUACCUUUCCGUCGCGGUCGGAAUACCCAGCGACACGUUAGCGUCUUUCUCGGCAAAAAGGCCACAAAACGGGGGUUCCGUAUCCCCGUAUUUGCGUGGUACCAGUGUUCCUGCUGCCAAUUGCAGUCUGUUGAUAUCUGGCACCGGCGUGGGCUCAUUGCGAGUUGAUUCAAGCCAACUGCGGCCAUUAACGUGGGUGUCUUGGGGUGAUUCAUGCGAAGAGAAGAACUCGUCGUCGCUGCUCGAAUCGCUGUUCACAAGAUCACUCCGUGAUAUCGAUAUUUUCGGUGCGUCUACCCUCUCUUCCCUCAGGUUGGCUCUUUCGUUCGCGUAACUGCCACCUCCACCGCGUUUUGGCGGCCGGCCCUUCCGCUUACGCGCCAUAAAGGACCAGAUGACAAAGAA